Molecule: messenger RNA, 903 nt
Organism: Salvia hispanica
Lineage: Eukaryota; Viridiplantae; Streptophyta; Magnoliopsida; Lamiales; Lamiaceae
Product: seed dormancy control protein
Biological process (GO): DNA-templated transcription
Molecular function (GO): sequence-specific DNA binding
Source: RefSeq, a predicted model, not a curated record
CAUGCAUUGAUGAUAUAAAGAGGGCGAGGAGAUUUGAAAAUUGAUCAGUUUGUUUGGGUGAAGAAGAUAAAGAAAAUGAGGAGAACUGCGUCUCAACCCCUGCUGAGGCAUUUUGUGGAAGAUGAUGAAUUUGACGAACAUCUCAAACCCUUGAGAGAUGUUGAUCCCUUAACCAAACAACUCUCCUGCAUCUCCCUCCCGAAACGCGAUUCCAGGAAAUCUUGUGAAGAGUUGUGGUGCGAAAAAUACGGAGCGUGGAGGCAAGAGCAGAGGAGCGGAGCAGCGAAGCUGAAGAAACAGCUCAAGGCAAGAUGGGCCAUCCAGAAGCUCAUCGACGAGCAGUUGGGCCGGUACAAGGCCCAUUACGGGCGCGCCACGGGCCCCACCAAGAUGUCCGACGUGGCCGAGCUCCUCAUGCCCAAGUGGGCCCCGCCCCACGAGGCCGCCGCCGUGUUCUGGCUCGGGGACUGGCGGCCCUCCACCGCCCUCGAGCUCCUCCGCUCCAUCGCCCGCUCCCUCGACGUGUGGGACCCGGUCGGCGUCGAGCGGGCCCUGUCCCACCUCAUCAGCGACGUCCGCAACGAGGAGGCCGUCAUCGACGAGGAGAUGAUCGAGGUCCAGUCCAACUGCGUCCUCCACCUCCCUUUCGGCCCGCCCCAGGACAACGCCAACUGGCCCGCCCUGCCCCAACUCCGCUCCGAGUUCAGGAAGCUCCACCGGGUCAUAGUCAAGGCCCAAAAUCUCAGGAUCAAGGCACUCGAGAUGCUAGUGAAGAAGCUGCUAAGCCAAAGUGAUGCAGCGGAAUUCCUAGUUGCAUAUAUGGGAAUUCAAGAUGUGAUUAAUGAGAUUACCACCAAAUUCAAGUCGCGCAAUGCAGUGCUUCUACCAUUAAAGAAUUCCUAG